Miscanthus lutarioriparius is the source of this 1815-nucleotide messenger RNA. The record is from the annotation of a GenBank genome assembly. NCBI's taxonomy places the organism in Eukaryota, Viridiplantae, Streptophyta, Magnoliopsida, Poales, Poaceae.
AUGAACGGGAGGGCGCGGAGGCCGGCGGCGGCGCGCGGCGCCACCACCAGGGCCGCCCCGAGGAACGAGAAAGCGAUGGAGAAGGAGCAGAGGAGGCCACCUAGCUCGAAGACGGCGCCGGUGGCCAUGAAGGCGUCCUCCGCAAAUGCGACGCCGCAGGGCAUGAAGAACAGAAACCAGUCUCGGAGGGACAGGAAAAUUGCACUGCAGCAAGAUGUGGACAAGCUGAGGAAGAAGCUGCGGCACGAGGAGAACGUCCACCGAGCUCUGGAGCGGGCGUUCACGAGGCCGCUGGGCGCUCUGCCUCGCCUCCCCCCUUUCCUGCCCUCUCAAACAUUGGAGCUUCUGGCAGAAGUCGCGGUCCUGGAGGAGGAGGUCGUCCGGCUCGAGGAGCAGGUCGUCAAUUUCCGGCAAGGACUGUACCGGGAGGCCAUCAUCACCUCCAUGGCGAAGAACGCGUUCUUCCCGGACAGUGACCGGUGCACGCCGGCACGGCACAAGCUGACGACGGCCCAAGUGCAGAGUUCAGAGCUGUCCACCUCGACGCGUCAAGGCUCCUCCAAUCAAGAUGCUGCUGAUUGGCCAUCUUUGAAGCGAGCCACCAAUGUGAAGCAGACACCAAGAAGGCCCGGCCGUUCCCUGAGCCAAGGUGACUGUCCGGGGAAGGAGAACCAGUCGUUUGGCAGUGGCACUAACUCGUGCAGAGAUUCCGGCCUGGCGCCUUUGAGUAACGUGCCAGGAGGAUGCAGGGUACAAGUAGCGGAGACGUGCGCAGGUUUUCAGACAACCAGUACAAUGGAAGAGCACAAAGCUAUUGACGGCGGCAAUGGCAAUGAUCCAGACAAGGCCUCAACGGCGGCGAACAAAAUCUCGGAGGAGCUGCUGACGUGCCUGCUGGCCAUCUUCUCGCAGAAAAGCACCUCCAGCAGCCAAGACGAUGAGCGGGUGUCGACGCCGUCAGUCUCCGGUUCCUGCGGAAGCAGCUCAGACCCCUACGGUGUCCUAGAACUCGGCUGGCGAGACAUUGGCCGGUACAAGCAGUUCCGAUCAGUCGACGCUACUUCGUUCGGCACAAACAUUUCUGCCGGCGACGCCUCCGCCCUUGGCCGGAGAUUGAAGGCACUGCUCCGGAAGCUCUCCUUGGUUGACCUAGCGGGCCUCUCCCACCAGCAGAGGCUGGCGUUCUGGAUCAACACCUACAACUCCUGCAUGAUGAACGCAUUUCUUGAGCACGGAGCACCUACCAACCCCCAUAUGUUGGUGGCCAUGAUGCCCAAGGCGACCAUCAACGUCGGCGGGCGCGUGCUGAGCGCCAUGACGAUCGAGCACUUCAUCCUCAGGCUGCCCUACGACGCAAAGCAUGUGAACACUGAAGGGGUGAAAGGCGGCGACGGCCCGGCCGUGUUCGGGCUGGAGUGGCCGGAGCCGCUGGUGACGUUCGCGCUCUCCUGCGGCAGCUGGUCGUCGCCGGCGGUGAGGGUGUACACGGCGGCCCGAGUCGAGGAGGAGCUGGAGGCGGCGAAGCGGGAGUACCUGCAGGCCGCGGUGGGCGUCUCGCCGUCGCCGGCAAGCGAUGCAGGGUUGGCGAUCCCGAAGCUCCUGCACUGGUACCUGCCUGACUUCGCCAAGGACGUGAGCUCCCUCGUGGACUGGGUGUGCCUGCAGCUGCCCCGCGACCUGCAGCGCGACGCCGUCCGAGCGGUCGAGGCGGCCGGCCGGGGGCACGGCAGCGCCGCGUCGGCGUCGCCGCGGCGGCCCGUGCGUGUCCUGCCGUACGAGUUCAGGUUCCGAUACCUGCUGGCCCUGGCCUCGUAG